AUGGUGCUGCGUGCUGUACCUGCCAGUCUAUAUGCAUUCUUUAAUCUUCAUUUUUCUCCUGGAGGGUCGAAAGUACCUCCACCAAGCGUUGAUGGAUUUUGGCGAGGUUGUUGUGGUCAACCUUCGCAGCAACUUCAUGGUUCACGGGUGAUGGCACUGCAGGAUUCUGCACUGCUUGUAGCUACUGCUCCAAGGCCUUUAUCCGCUCAUCUUGUUAUCUUCAGAAGUUUCCAGAAUGUUUUAAAAUUUUUUCGUGAAUCUGAAGUUUUUAGCAAGCUGUCAGCAUUGUUCUAGGGGUGGUUCUGAUAUGGACGUAGCAGAGACAACACAGGUAAACGAAGGAUACAUGUGGCACUGUGCAAAUAAGGA
Molecule: messenger RNA, 369 nt
Organism: Pocillopora meandrina
Lineage: Eukaryota; Metazoa; Cnidaria; Anthozoa; Scleractinia; Pocilloporidae
Source: the annotation of a GenBank genome assembly